Indicator indicator is the source of this 246-nucleotide messenger RNA. Its product is annotated as serine palmitoyltransferase small subunit B-like. The coding region runs from base 1 to 246 and encodes 81 amino acids. Gene Ontology annotation, biological process: endoplasmic reticulum organization; ceramide biosynthetic process. The record is from RefSeq and is a predicted model, not a curated record. The transcript has a single exon. NCBI's taxonomy places the organism in Eukaryota, Metazoa, Chordata, Aves, Piciformes, Indicatoridae. Gene Ontology annotation, molecular function: serine C-palmitoyltransferase activity. Gene Ontology annotation, cellular component: serine palmitoyltransferase complex.
AUGGACAUGAAGAGCCUGAAGAGCUACCUCUAUUGGCUGUACUGCCAGUUUGAACUCAUCACCUGCAGCUACCUGAUGGAGCCCUGGGAGAAAGUGCUCUUCCACAGCUUCAACGUGGCCAUGCUGCUGGCAGUGCUGUACUCUGCCUAUGUCUUUGUCCCUGGGCAUGUCAGCACAGCUCUGCAGUUCUUCCUGCACCUCUUUGGAAAGCAGCAGGACAACCAGCAUGUGGCUGUGGUGAAGUAA